AUGCGCAUGGGGAAACCGAGGCACGGAGCAGUGCAGGGUGUCACAUCCCAGAGCAGGGAUCCAGGCGGGUCUCCUCCGCCCCCUGCCACGCACUCAGGACCGCUGUUGCCUUCCUCCUCUCCAGAUGCUGCUGCUGCCCUGGGUCCGGAUGCCAGCGGGUACCGUGUGGGGAGCACCGGGCGGGCUUUGGGGUGGGCUCCUUCUUGGGAUGCUUUUGUUGCUCUGCUCGCUGUGGACCGGAGACGGGGGUCUCGAGAGACCGGCAGGUCACCCGUGGGCGGGCGUGACUCUGAACCGGAUGCUGGGGACCGGGCGCUGUGCUUAGAAAUGAUCCUGGGGGACUGCGUGGAUUUCCGUCACAGCUUGCUGGUGCUGGGGACAGGCCAGUACAGCCUGGUGGAGAGCCAGGCGGCCUCGCGGCGGGGCAGCUGGGACAGCCUGCAGGACCCCAAUGACAGGCUGGACAGCAUCUCUGUUGGUAGCUACCUGGACACGUUGGCCGAUGACAUGGAUGAGUAUUCCCAAAACGCUGCCGAAACCGCUGCUGCAUCUGCGCCGGGCAGAGCCCUGGUGAGGACGGAGCAGGAUUGGGUCAGGAUCAACCCUGAGAGGGGUCUUGCAAAGCAAGAGAAGGGCAAAGCGGAGCACGAGUGGCCCCACGUGGACCUCUCCCCGCCCGGGCUGCCCCAGGAUCACCGGUUUGCUAAGGAGCCCCAGGUGGCCAAUGGGUAUUUGGGCCAGCAGCCCUCCUCUCUGGAACCAGGCAGAGACACCAAAUUGCCGUCGGAGGCUGGGGAGAGGCUGGGGAAGGGGAACCUGGGUGGGAAGGCUCAGAAAGCCGAGGCUGACUUUGAGAACUGCAAACUCAACAGCAAACUGCACCUGGAGUACGAUGCCCACUGGCGCUGGCUCCAGUCUCAGGAUGAUGUGACGUUCUUGUAGCCCGUGGCUUUGCCUUCCCAGUCCAGCUCUCCCAACUGCCCGCUCUGCUUCACUUGUCUCUGCUUGGGAGAGUUGGGGUGGCUGGAGAGGAGGGGACAGGCUUGCUUGGUGGUGUUGCACUGUUCCUCUGAUCCCCCCAUCAGUGUUUGGUGAUGCAGCCCUAAGGGAUGGGGUGCCCACCCCACAGUGAAUUUCUGGGAGAGGCGGGAUGAGGUGGGUCCCCGUAAAUUUAAUCCUUUGCUCUGGGUUGGUGCUUUCAGGUGUCUGGUCAUUGCUCUGUUGCCCUUGAUGUUGGUGGCGGGGGAAGGUUGAUGGGGAAACCUGGGACAGUGGGACUCCUGGGACCUCUCCCUGGCUCCACCUCUGCCCUCUAAUCCUCAGCUUCCCAUCUGCAAAAACUGGGGAUCCUUCCCCCAAACUGGCUUCCCAGAGAGGACAGGAGAUGCUCCCAUGCAUCCGCAGCUCGGUGGCACCAGCAUGCUCGGUGUGAGGUGCGGGACAGGACCGUCAGCAGGGCAUCCCUGUUGGAUGUCCUCAUUUCCAUCAUCGUCUUCAAGGCCAGUGUCUAUCCAGGGUAGAGCUGACCUGGGGCACCUGGGGUUUGGCUGCAGCAUGUGGUGGAUGCUAAAACCCCCCUCCCGGCGGGUGAAGCCCUGCCUGGUUUAAACGCCUCUGUGAAGAUGAUCUGGAGCGUGAUCAGGAUGGUCACUGUAGCUGCUCCUGUUGGGCUGGGGAGCCUUCGUCCGUGCCCUGUGGAGGAAGGAUGAUGGUGCAGACUUCCCUUCCCGAUGUGGUUACACGAGAAGGGCAAAACACUGGGUGGGAGAUGGAGAUCCAGUUCUCCCAGUUUGUUUCUGGACUGUCUCCCACCUUGGGAUCAGGUCCUGCAGAAACCCUGGGACGUGGCAGCGUAUGGGCAGCCUGGCAGAGCCUGUGGGGCUCAGAUGCAGAAAGGCUCGUGCUUUCCCCUGACACAGCGUGAUGGGGGUGAUGGCUGGGAUUCUCCAUCUGUGUGAUGAAUGGUGCCAGGUCUCUGCCACCUACCAGCAACCAGAAACAUGAGGCUUCUCUGCCGGGGUGCAUUUGCAGCGACCCUGCCCUGGAGACAUCUCCUCUGUCCUUUUAGCCUUGGCUUCUGCCUGUGCCUUUUACUGUCCACCCACCAUGCCUCCCAGCACCUCCCUCGCCCCUUCUGGCUUGUAGAGCAUGGCUUGCAGCUGCAGCUGUGUGCGAGCUUGGGCAGGACCUGUUCCCUUCACCAGACGAUGCAGGGAAGGAUCUGGGCAUCCCACAGCCCCCUGCUUCAAGGAGAGGGGCUCUUCCAUGUGCGUGGACAAGCCUGGAGGGUCCUGGCUUCACAACCCAUGGGUACGUCUGUCCCUGGCUGAGUGCUGUGAUGGCUUUGUUUUCACCGUGGUGCUGUUGUUCCCCUGCCUGCGUGGGUCACAGCCUGGCUCUUUCCUUGCUGGGGUGCUGGGAGUGGGAACAACAUACCCUGAUGUCAGUGGGAAGCCAAGAGAGAGGGAAGAACUAGUUGUGACUCUUUCUAGAUGCGAGAUGUUAGCUGGCCGUGGUUAGGAAGGUGGUUGGGUGCACAACAGGUUCAGCUUUGUGUCUCUGAAGCAGCACCUUCAGUGGAAACUACCCUCCGUGUCGAGACCCCCGAGCACCCUCCCCUCCCGUGCAGAUCCUCAGGGCUUCCCUGGAUGGACAUGGAGAGCAGGACAACGUCCAAAAUUCCUGGAGACGGCACCUGCCAAGGACUUGGGGGAAUCCCAGCAAACUGGGACCAGGCUGCCCUACGUGAGCAUCCCAUCUGCCUGCCCCAGAGCAGCCGUGCUUGGCUUGCUGUCACCUGCAAGCAGCUCGUGGCUCCCUGUGUAGCUCCGCCACUGCCGCUGGGCCACCAUGUCCCCCAAGGCCAGCUGUCCCCCGCUUUCCUUCUAGCCCUGCAUGCAAUGAAUCAGCUGAGGGUCCCUGGGGGAGACGGGGUAAGUCCUCCAGCGCUGUUAAAAUCGUUCUUGACAAAAAAUAGCUGGCUUAAUAAAUGGUAGCGU
This is a messenger RNA of Pygoscelis adeliae (Adelie penguin), 2999 nucleotides long. It is a transcript of the gene LURAP1, whose product is annotated as leucine rich adaptor protein 1. Gene Ontology annotation, biological process: positive regulation of canonical NF-kappaB signal transduction; positive regulation of cytokine production. The record is from RefSeq and is a predicted model, not a curated record. Lineage: Eukaryota; Metazoa; Chordata; Aves; Sphenisciformes; Spheniscidae. The transcript is spliced from 3 exons. Bases 1 to 942 code for a protein of 313 amino acids.